Molecule: messenger RNA, 1436 nt
Organism: Loa loa (African eye worm)
Lineage: Eukaryota; Metazoa; Nematoda; Chromadorea; Rhabditida; Onchocercidae
Exons: 7
Coding region: 1-1176 (391 amino acids)
Biological process (GO): cytoplasmic translational initiation
Cellular component (GO): eukaryotic translation initiation factor 3 complex; cytoplasm
Molecular function (GO): translation initiation factor activity
Source: RefSeq, a predicted model, not a curated record
AUGGCAGACACGAAGGCUCUACCCGUGUUCGCAUUUACGGACGACCGGAUACAAUUACAGCAACUGCGUGCGUAUAUGAGAGAGCAUGGCUCGCCAAUCGACGAAGAAGGACCUGCAGAUUUCAAUGAGAAUUUGGAAGAGUUGGUUAAAGCAGUCCCUGUUCUGGGUAAUUUGGAAAAUGAGAAGGAAGUGGAAAUGAUUUUGAAUUCAAUAUCAUCGCUUAUUGUUGUGCUUACACCGGAAGCAGCUGAAAAAAUAAUCAUCGAGUUCUGUCAGCAGCUAUCUUCGGAAAAUUUCAAAGGCACUGGUUGGAAUAGCAGUGCCUCUUCAGCUGUUCGAACUCUUUCAAAUUUAUUUUUUGCUUUUAAUAAGCAUCCACGAGUGCAGCAUGCUCUUUAUGUUGCAUUGGUAGCUUUGUGCGGACGAGCGCGAAUUAUCGGAGAUUUGGAUACAAGUACUGAGAAAGUGAAUGAAUACAUCAGUCGUUGGUCAUUGGAUCAGAAGCAACAGCGUAGUCUUUUGCGGUUGAUUCAUUGGGCUCUUAUCAAGGACGGAAGGGCCGAUCAGGCAGCUAAGACGAUGACAGCUUUACUGAGAACAUACACCGAUGCAGAUGCUGCAUCUGCUGUAGAAGAUGCUCGUGAAUGCGUGAGAACAGCAAUCGUUGACCCGAAAUCGUUCAGUUUCGAUCACCUUUUGCGGCUCUCUGCAGUGCAGCUGCUGGAAAAAAGUGAUCCACUGAUGCACGAAGUGUUGAAGCUGUUUUCUCAAGGUACUUUGAAAGACUACCAGACCUUUGUCAUGAAACAUCCAACUUUUAUUAAUGAGAAGUUGCAUGUUGAUGAUAAUGCUCUGAUCAAAAAGAUGCGGUUGCUAACGUUGAUGGAUAUGGCUGAAAAAAAGACUGUUAUAUCUCUUCAUGAUUUAUCGCUUGAAGUUGAUAUACCGGAGAAUGAAGAGCUCGAGGAAUUUAUAAUUGAAGCAAUUAGAAUAAAUGCAAUCAGUGGCAAAAUAAAUGAGUUAAAAAAGGAACUCAGUGUGACGUCGCUUCAGCAUCGAAGCUUUGGUCGUCCGCAGUGGGAGCUUCUUCGAAAACGACUUAUUGCAUUAAUCGGUAGCUUGAAUACAUCACACGAAAAUAUCAAGAAUGUAUAUACCAAUGGUCUCACCACCUAAUUUAUAUGUGCUUGUGUCUUAUUCAUUUGCAUUAUUUGUUGUUUAUGAGAUUUAGAGCGCAAUAUUUUUUACUUACUAUGACAAAAAAAAGCUCAUCGUAAUUAGAAAACGAAAAGUGUAGUAAAUGUUGAGUGGAGGUUUUUGAUGCUAAAUUCUCACCGAGUAAUUGUUUGAAAAGUGACUCUCGUUAAUUGUUUUAAAGAUGACACUUUUGUUGGUGAAUUCGUUCUGGUUAUAAUUUCGAUAGUGUAAUAAAGUUC